This is a messenger RNA of Coniophora puteana RWD-64-598 SS2, 1935 nucleotides long. RefSeq names its product DUF1479-domain-containing protein. The coding region runs from base 577 to 1869 and encodes 430 amino acids. Lineage: Eukaryota; Fungi; Basidiomycota; Agaricomycetes; Boletales; Coniophoraceae. The record is from RefSeq and is a predicted model, not a curated record. The transcript is spliced from 8 exons.
AUGAGGUCCUCGAGUUCUCUACAUGCGGGCCUCCAUCGAGCCCGGAACGGGGAAGGGUCUCGUUGGAGUCUACUUAUUGGGUGUCCAAGUUUGAAAGGUGAAAGUUGGGUUUUGGGGCGCUGGGAAUUUUCGAACUGGUAAGUUCUGUGAGGCUCUGCGAAGUCAUGCUAGUGGUGUUUUACGAUACGGUGACAGCCGCAGCCGCGGCGGUGAAAGUUUUGAGUCUUGACCACUGAGGCGACCCUGUUCCACCAGGUCCCCGGCACAGCACGUCUGCCAGCUCUCUGCUCUAGACCAACGGAAACACAUCCGACCCAACUCAAGUCGGAGAUUGGCCACCCGGCUGGCCUCCGUCUCAAACAUAGGGGCUUGUGACCCCAUGGAUGCGGUCCGAUACCAUGAAUCAACUCACAAAGCACGUCGACCAGCACCCCAUUUCAAGGCAUGGAUACCGCUAUGGUCCGUCCCAGCAAACGAUCCUUAUAAAGCUGUCUUAUCACCCGUUGAACCCUCUUCCUGGAAGAGGCCCACCUCCUCGUUAAACGACCCACCGAAGCAUUCAAGACCAAGGACAACAUGGCUGACGAGUUUCAAUGGCCAGCCCGUUUUGUGGACCUCAAACGCGAACUUGCAGAACGCUUCGCAGGCGCUGACUAUGAGACACGACUUACAGACUCCUGGCGCGAUCUUCUCGGCGAACUAGCACUCCGCACGAAAGAGAUCGCAGCCGAGGGCCCUAAUCACAUUCCGCAGGUCAGGUUUGACGAGCUCGACAAGCUCACUCCAGAGCAAGUGGCGGUCAUUCGUCGCAAGGGGUCCGUUGUAAUCAAGGGUGUUGUAGACGACAAGGAGGCAGAGGGAUGGAAGGCUAGCCUCGAAGAAUUCAUCAAAACGAACCCAGAUAUCGACGGCUUCCCCGAGGGCGACAUGCAGUUCUUCCACCUCUACUGGACCCGUGCUCAGGUGCUCGCGCGUGGACACCCCAACGUCCUCAAGGCGUCCGCGUGGCUGAACAACCUUUACCAUCUCGGAGGUGGCGAAAGCAUCCCUGGUGUGGACAUGUCCACACCGCUCGUAUAUGCAGAUCGCUUCCGCAUCCGCCACCCAGGAAUUCAAUGGGAUCGCCAUCCUCCUCACGUUGAUGGUGGAUCAAUCGAGCGCUGGGAAGACGAGAACUUCCGUCAGUGCUUUGCAGAGAUUCUGAGUGGCAACUGGAGGAAGCAUGACCCGUACGAGCUCAAGGACCGCCUCAAUGCGCGCAGUUCCCUAUACGGCCGCCCUGGUCAGGCGACCGUUUUCCGUACCUUCCAAGGUUGGCUCGCCAUGAGCGAGACCGCACCGACCCAGGGGACGCUCAAAGUCUUCCCCGAUGUCCACAUCUCCAACGCGUAUACCAUCCUCCGCCCCUUCUUCCGCCCCACCGUCCCGUUUUCCUCCCCUGACAUCCUCGAUGCCUCCAGCUGGGUGUUCGACAUCUCCUCGCCCUCCUUCCCAGGAAUCGUCCCGCGUGAGACUGGCUUCCACGGGCCCCGUCCGACGCCUGAGCUGCACCCGCACCUCCGUCUCGACGAGACGAUGACGUCCGUACCAAAGGUGAACCCGGGCGACAUGGUAUUCUGGCACUGCGAUGUCGUGCACUCGGUCGAGGAAGAGCACACGGGCACGGGCGACUCGGCGGUGAUGUAUAUCGGUUCGGUGCCGAAGUGCCCGCAGAACGACGCGUACGUCAAGAAGCAGCUCGAGACGUUCCUGGCAGGCGUGAACCCGCCCGACUACCCUAAGCUCAAGGAGGGCGUGAAGUAUACUGGUCUGGGUGCCGAGAGCGAUUUGGUGCAGCCCAUUAGCAGGGUUGCGAUGGGAUUCGCGUAGAAAGACUGAUAUUGACCUCAAUGCGUAUAAGUACAGAAAGUGUACAUUAGAACAUAUGAACGUAAC